Messenger RNA from Lotus japonicus, 1509 nucleotides. RefSeq names its product GATA transcription factor 21. NCBI's taxonomy places the organism in Eukaryota, Viridiplantae, Streptophyta, Magnoliopsida, Fabales, Fabaceae. The coding region runs from base 216 to 1193 and encodes 325 amino acids. The transcript is spliced from 3 exons. The record is from RefSeq and is a predicted model, not a curated record. Gene Ontology annotation, molecular function: sequence-specific DNA binding; zinc ion binding. Gene Ontology annotation, biological process: regulation of DNA-templated transcription.
GAUUAGAAAGCAUGGCAUGUUUGCCGUAUAUAUCUUCUCUCUACCUCCUAUUCUCCCCCUCUCAGCCCUCUUCGACCUUUGAUUACUAGACAAAAAGAAGACCGUUUCAGCUGCAUACUUGCACUGAUCCAUCUCUCACCUCUCAUCUCUGCUCUGUCCUCUGUCCUCUCUCUGUGUGACUUGAUUUGUCUGUGAGUGUUUAUGUGUGUGCGUCCAUGAUACCAGCUCACCGCCCUUCAGUGUCACCCUCUCUCAUGCCUCUUGAUCUUAAUCAAGAUGAUCAAAACCAUGAUGAGCUUUUCAGCCCAAACCAUCUUGUAGCCUCUUCUUCAUUUUCUUCUAUUUCAUAUCCUAUCCUCUUCAACCCACCUGAUCAAGAUCAAGAAGGAUCAUACUGCUGGGAACCCAAGCACUCACCAAAUGAGGAAGAGGACGAGAAGAUUAUUAUUCCUUCUAGCGGAUCAUGGGAUAAUUCAGCUGCAGAGAAGCAUGGCAGCAGCAGCAAACAUAAGCUGAGAGUUUGGAAAAGAGAAGAAAGGGAUGGUGAAAAUCUUGAAGAAGCUCAUGAGGAUGGUUCUUUAUCAGUGAAGUGGAUGUCUUCAAAGAUGAGAAUUAUGAGGAAGAUGAUUGUUCCUGAUCAAAGGGGAACUUCUUAUGCUGUAGCUGAAAACACUAUGCAGAGAUUUGAAGAUCAAAAGCUACCAUUGUCACCUGUUGGAACUGACAAUAGCAGCAACAAUUAUUCAAACCAAAGUUUUAACACUGUUAGGGUUUGUGCUGAUUGCAACACCACUAAGACACCUCUCUGGAGAAGUGGACCAAGAGGCCCCAAGUCUCUUUGCAACGCAUGUGGGAUCAGACAAAGGAAGGCAAGACGUGCCAUGGCGGCGGCUGCUGCAGCUGCAUCGGGAGACGGUACGAUUCUCGUGACAGCUGAGUCAUCUGUGAAGAACAGAAACAAGUUGGUGAAGAAGAAAGACAAGACCAAAGUUGAGUCUGCACCACCGGUAGCCCAGAUAAAAAAGAAGCACAGAGCUAAUAAGCCAUCUCAAAGUAAAAAGAAGUUCGGUUUUGAGGAUUUGACAUUAAGCUUGAGCAAGAACUUGGCUUCUCUCCAACAAGUUUUCCCUCAGGAUGAGAAGGAGGCAGCGAUAUUGCUCAUGGCUUUGUCUUAUGGCUUAGUUCAUGGAUGAGGUUUCUAGAUAAUUAGAUUUUUUAUAUGUAUUGCUAUCUUAGGAGUGGUUUGAUUAUUAGAUCAUAAUUGUGUGAGAUCCAUGUUUGAAUUGUAAGAGAAGAGUAUGCACUGGAGUUAGUUAUAAUAUAUAAUAGGGGAAGGGUGGAAGAAAAAAAGGCAAUAAUUGUUGUAGUGAGUGAUCUAAUUAAUAAUGAACUUAAUUAUAUAGAGGUUUGAUUUGAACAAGUAGAGAAUCAAGAAGUUUGAGUCACUUGUUCAUGGAUUUCUUAUUGUCUCCACAAGUAAAAUAAAAUCUUCAAGUUAUUUAUGUUGAA